Messenger RNA from Caenorhabditis remanei, 1110 nucleotides. RefSeq lists its product as uncharacterized. The record is from RefSeq and is a predicted model, not a curated record. Lineage: Eukaryota; Metazoa; Nematoda; Chromadorea; Rhabditida; Rhabditidae. The coding region runs from base 1 to 1110 and encodes 369 amino acids. The transcript has 6 exons.
AUGGCGGGAACUGCGGAUGUGCAAGAACAUGUGGCAAAGCCACGUCGUCCAAAUAUAUGCCGAGUGUUAAGGAGGACUGGGUAUGGGAAAUGCUUGAUGUGUUCACUCCUUUUGGCAUUGUGUUUCUUUUAUGCAACAUACUGCCAUGUCAAGCACGAAGCAUAUUCUGGAAGCCAGCCCUUGUUGAUAUACCAACAUGGUCCGUGUGCUCAGGGCUACAACUUUGUGCCUAUAGUAUUUGGACUUAUGCUCUAUAUAAUUUACCUCAUGGAGUGCUGGCACAGUCGGACGAAAGUGAUAAGUAUGAAAAAAAUUCGAGUGGAGGAUGCUUUGAAUUAUAUUGCUGUAUUGCGGACAAGUCCACCUAUAGUGUGGUGGAAGAGUGUAUGCUACCAUUACACAAGGAAAACAAGACAGGUUACCAGGUACAGAAAUGGUGAUGCCGUAUCGGCUACUCAAGUGUAUUAUGAACGAGUGAACUCUCAUCAAGCAGGCAGCAUGUUCAUAUAUGAUACAUGUGGAUUUCGAGACAUCUCCAAAUCAAUUUUAGACGUUGAAAAAUUUCACGUAACUCGGGUUCGUUUAACGCGAAGUUUCGUUUUUGCAAAUAUGCAAGCGGCUACUGAAUUUGAACAACAAAGAUCCCGAUUUUUCAAUGAUAAUGAGACAAAAGAUGAUUACAUGGAAGUUAGAGAAGGAAUGGAUUUGACAGAUGUUGGAUUUGUAGAAGAGAUACUGGUAUUCAACAGACCGACUCCCCCUUGGUUUCUUCACCCAAUAGUUUUCUGGUUUUUCUCAAUUUUUGUACUAUCGUGGCCACUCAGAAUUUAUACGGAAUGGAGGACAGCUGUACUGUCGUUCCAAGUUGUCAAACUAUUUGGAACGCAUUACUUGAGCCCCAAUUCCAUCAACUACACAGGUCCGUUGACCAGAACGUCGACAAUGGAUACUGUGGAAUUAGAGGCUCUACUUCGAAGAGAACAACACUUUGUCGUGCCAUCCUACUCCGAAGUUAUGCUAAAAUCUUCAGAUAAUGCAUUAACUCUACGUGAAUCGACAAUCCUACAUACAUUUUGCUUCAAGGAAACCAUGCAUUCUCCAAUCUUUUGA